AUGCUCAAGUCUGGAUAUCUGGCCGACACUCACGAGGUAGCCGCUGCCAAGGCUGAACAUUUCGCCGCUGUAGCCAAGGCUAAGGCUCACUCGGGAUACGGACACGAUUACAGCGGACGAUAUGCCGGAGGGUAUGGCAAGUAUUCUGGAGCUUACAGUGGAGCUCACUAUAUCGCUCCUUACCACGGACCUCUCGCCAAGCCUGUCGUACUCAAGUCUGGAUAUCUGGCCGACACUCACGAGGUCGCUGCUGCCAAACAUCAUCAUCUUGAAGCUCUGCACAAGGCCAACUACCACGAUCAUUAUCAUCAUUGA
Molecule: messenger RNA, 315 nt
Organism: Homalodisca vitripennis (glassy-winged sharpshooter)
Lineage: Eukaryota; Metazoa; Arthropoda; Insecta; Hemiptera; Cicadellidae
Product: cuticle protein 2-like
Exons: 1
Coding region: 1-315 (104 amino acids)
Source: RefSeq, a predicted model, not a curated record